Molecule: messenger RNA, 648 nt
Organism: Penicillium taxi
Lineage: Eukaryota; Fungi; Ascomycota; Eurotiomycetes; Eurotiales; Aspergillaceae
Exons: 3
Coding region: 1-648 (215 amino acids)
Molecular function (GO): protein binding
Source: RefSeq, a predicted model, not a curated record
AUGCUCCUUGAAAAGGGUGCUGAUCCAAAUGCUGUUUAUAAUUGCAAUGAUCCAAGAAAGGGCCUUCGAUACGCAGGUCGAAAAUUCCCGGAAGAGAAAUCAAACUGUAUGGAACCCGACCAUCCAUCGGGCGCAGGAAAAUGCUAUCAUAGCGCCGAUUUUAAUUCAAGCCCCGGCAUUGAUCCUUGCUUGGUUAUAGCGGUCAAAAAACGAGAUGAGGAAUUAUUCAGAUUCAGUAUCGAGGGUACAGAUCGUAUCUUCCGUAUUCUUGCGCUCUCAGAAAGUAUGAAUCAACAGGAUGGGCAUUUUGCUCAUAUUCUUUUGGCAGAGUAUAAAACUCCACCAGAGGUUUCUGUGCGAUCAGAUGAGGAAAUGAUAUUCUGGUUCCGACGCUUAAGACAACCCUUAUUCCAGGCAAUCAAGAACAACAAUCUUUCUCUUGUUCAAUUAUUGGUGCAGUAUAGGGCAAAUGUGAACAUUUCAUUUUCAUUUUAUGGAGAGAUAGAAUUGGAUCAUUAUCCUAGUCCACGCGAAGACAGAUUACCUGAAGGAUCUGCUCUUCAGCUUGCCAUAAAACUAGGAAAUCCAGAAAUUAUCGAUUUCCUACGAUCCCAUGGAGCAGUUGAGAUGGUAGAGUUGGUCGAUUAA